AUCAAAUUCUUGUGAGUUUAUUCAGGAGACAUUUCUACACUCUAAUGGUACGCAUACGCUGGUACCUUAACGGCUUAACCCAAUAUAGACCUAAAGACGAGUAGACGACAUAAUAUCAUUUCCGAAUUGGCAAAUUGACACAAUUAAUACAGUUGAGUACCUUAAAAAGACAAAAAAAAAAAAAUGACGAUUCUGAGGUCAAUAGUCACAACAACAACCGCCAUAGCAGCCACAGCUCUACCUGCAGCUUACGUCGCAUCUUCUCUCUCCUCUUCAUCUUCUUCACCAUCUUCAUCUUCUUCCUUCUCGAAGUCUCUGGACCUUCGUUUUCUCUCUCCUCAAUCACCUUCGAGUUCAGGGGUUGCUGCUAGAUUCGGCCUUAUCAAGAGUUUCAGCUCUCCGCCUUCUGCUGUUCUAAUGGAGAAUCCUAAGGAAGAUUUGAAGUUGCCGGAAUUAAUGACAGAAUUCAUGGUGGAUAUGAAGUGUGAAGGUUGUGUUAGUGCUGUAAAGAGUAAACUAGAGACUCUAGAAGGAGUUAAGAGUGUUGAAGUGGACCUGAGCAAUCAAGUAGUUAGGAUUCUUGGUUCUUCACCCGUGGUAGCCAUGGAAAAUGCUUUGGAGCAAACUGGCCGUAAAGCACGAUUGAUUGGUCAAGGAGUACCUGAAGAUUUCCUUGUGUCUGCGGCAGUUGCCGAGUUUAAAGGUCCAGAUAUUUUCGGUGUGGUUCGCUUUGCCCAGACACACAUGGAGUUGGCCAGAAUCGAGGCCAAUAUCAGUGGGUUGCCACCUGGGAAACAUGGCUGGUCUAUAAAUGAGUUUGGUGAUCUGACUAAAGGUCCAGUCAGCACAGGGAAAGUGUACAAUCCACCAAUCCAAGGAAGUGAAAGUGAGCCAUUGGGUGACCUGGGAACAUUAGAAGUCGAUGAGAAAGGUGAAGCUUAUUAUUCAGGAAUCAAGAAGAUGCUGAGGGUUGUUGAUUUAAUUGGACGGUCCAUUGUCUUGUAUGCAUCCGAGGAUAAGUCUGAUCCUGGCCUUGCAGCUGCAGUGAUUGCAAGAAGUGCAGGAGUAGGUGAGAACUAUAAGAAGCUUUGUACAUGCGAUGGAACCACGAUCUGGGAAGCGAAGCCUGAUAUUGUCACUAGCAAAGUCUGACUGUAUCAUUAAACCAUACAACUUGUACAGAUGUAUGUGCCUUUUUAAGCAACUUACCAAUUACAGCUCCUCACAUAUGGAUUGUUGUACUACCUCCAUCUUGAUAUAGUUACACUUUUCGUUAAAAUUAUAUCAACAACUAUUUCAAUGAGGGAGUUGUACCUAAGAACAUCAGAUGUAUUGAGGAAAUACCGAAAAAAUACAAUCAUAAUAUACUCAGGUCAAUUCCAAAUAUUUUGGAUGUCUUCGAAAGAGAUUUCUUCGAAGAGAUUUGAUUGUGUCUA
Chenopodium quinoa (quinoa) is the source of this 1436-nucleotide messenger RNA. Its product is annotated as copper chaperone for superoxide dismutase, chloroplastic/cytosolic-like. Gene Ontology annotation, biological process: removal of superoxide radicals. The record is from RefSeq and is a predicted model, not a curated record. Bases 184 to 1152 code for a protein of 322 amino acids. The transcript has 6 exons. NCBI's taxonomy places the organism in Eukaryota, Viridiplantae, Streptophyta, Magnoliopsida, Caryophyllales, Amaranthaceae. Gene Ontology annotation, molecular function: superoxide dismutase activity; copper ion binding.